UGCUAGGGCAGAUACUAUUUGCAUGAACAGUAAUUGACCUUAUCUCCCAUUUUCUUUUGCCAUGACAAAUAGGUGGAAGUGUUCUUAUAUACAGGCAAAGAGAGAGAGAGAGAGAGAGACAGAGAGAGAGAGAGAGAGAGAGAGAGAGAGAGAGAGGGGGGGUAAAUGGAGAAUCCGAAACACUUUGUUUUGGUUCAUGGAAUUUGCAAUGGAGCAUGGUGCUGGUACAAGCUUGUCACUCUCCUCCGGCACGCCAGUCACCGUGUCACUGCCUUGGACCUUGGUGCUUCUGGGAUCAACUCCAAGCAGCUACAUGAGAUCACUUCCGUUUGGGACUAUGUCCAGCCAUUGAUGGAGUUCAUGGCUUCUAUUUCCCUCGAGGAGAGGGUCAUAUUGGUUGGCCAUAGUUAUGGCGGCCUUCCUAUAUCUCUGGCCAUGGAGAGCUUUCCUCAGAAGGUUUUGGCUGCUGUUUUUGUCACAGCCUAUAUGCCUCAUUACAAUUCUUCCCCUGGAGUUCUCAUACAAGAAUACUUCAAAGGGACUCCAGUUGAAUCAUUAUUGGAUUGUGAGCUUAAGUUUGGCCAAAACCAGGAAAAUCCACUAACCUCAGUUGUCUUUGGUCCACAAUACAUGGCAGAAAAAUUGUUCCAGCAGUGCAAACCAGAGGAUCUGGAAUUAGCUAAAAUUUUGGUAAGGCCAUCCGGGUUGUUCUUGGAAGACUUCAUGACCAAAGAGUGCCAGCUAACAGAACCGAAGUUCGGGUCAGUAACUAAGGUUUUUGUAGUGUGCGAAGGAGAUGAAGUUGUCAAAGAAGAAUUUCAACGGUGGAUGAUUGAGAAUGGUCCGACUGCACAAGUGAUACUGAUUAGAGAAGCUGGUCAUAUGGUCAUGCUCUCAAAGCCCGAACAACUCUGUGGAUGCUUAUGUGAAGUGGCUGAGAAAAUAUUGUAAUGCUUGUUUUAAACCUUUCAAUAAAUCCAAAAUCUGUUGGCUUUGUGGCCAGAGACUAAUUUGUUACAACCAUAGUCUGAAAUAUCGAUAAUAUCGAGGAAAUAUCGAGGAUAUUUCGGUUUUUUUGAA
This is a messenger RNA of Prunus persica (peach), 1080 nucleotides long. RefSeq names its product methylesterase 10. NCBI's taxonomy places the organism in Eukaryota, Viridiplantae, Streptophyta, Magnoliopsida, Rosales, Rosaceae. Gene Ontology annotation, molecular function: methyl salicylate esterase activity; methyl indole-3-acetate esterase activity; methyl jasmonate esterase activity. Gene Ontology annotation, biological process: jasmonic acid metabolic process; salicylic acid metabolic process. The record is from RefSeq and is a predicted model, not a curated record. The coding region runs from base 166 to 951 and encodes 261 amino acids. The transcript is spliced from 3 exons.